CCUGCCUAGCUUCCUAUUUUCUAAGAUGGCGCUGACCAGAGGCUGUUUUAGGUUUCGCGGACUGAGAGGCUGUUGUUUUCCGGAGUUUUUACACUAUCCGACGGUCUAUGUAUCCCAAUGGCCCAGUUCCACAACCGAAAGACAGAUACAAGCACGAAGGAUAGUCAAUACGCUUACUGGUCACCCGUUGUCACAAUUUUUUACAACAGCGAAGAGGAGUACCAUCAUCUCAAAGGCCAAACGUUUGAAUGCAAAAUAUGAACAAUUUCUGGAAAGAAACUUUCCACGUUUUUAUGUGAUCUACUCAACCUUUUUCAGAGGUUUCCGUUUAUUGUUUCUUGACUUUAAGGAAGUCAGUGGAAUAAAACGUAAGAUGGCUGAUCAGGGGCUAAAGUACAGCCAGCUGCACUACAGAGAGAUGGAAAAAUUAAGGCAGUUUCGCAGAGAUAUUAUAAAGGUGAUACCUGUAGUGCUGCUAUCACUUCCACCAUUUGCAAACUAUAUGGUGUUUGUAUUGAUGUAUUUCUUUCCACGGCAGUUGUUAAUAAGACACUUCUGGACCCUUGAACAGCAGAAGGAGUUCAUGGAAAUCUACCACUCCUUGCGGGCUCAGGUUUACCCAAAUGCUGUGAAGAAUUUGAUCAAAGCAGUGUCAAAAGUUCCAGACAAAAGACUGAAAAACCAACUAUUACAACUUGGCACGAAAGUUCAGGAAGGUAUCCACCCAGAAAUCUCCCAGCUGUAUUUGGUGGCAAAGCUGUUCUCGGGCCGUCCGUUAGAAAUACGAUACGUUAAUGCACGCCAGAUGAAAAUCUUGAGCCAGGUGAUGUUCCUCACUCCACACUUGCCUACCUUCAUCAUGCGCCGUCGCCUCCGGAGCCAUAUAAUGGAGAUUCAUCAUUUGGACCAAGCUCUCAAUAUCUUGGGUGUUCAAAACCUGUCAGAGGAUGAACUGAGGAUUGCAUGUUAUGUAAGAGGCUUGAACUCAGUGCAACUGAACGCAGCAGAGUGUAAAGAAUGGUUAACCAAAUGGGUCCAGCUUUCUAAGAAGUUAAAAGAUUCUGAAGCCUCGCUGCUGUUACAUAGCAUGGUGUUACUUUCCACAAAUUACCACAAUUCCAGAAAAAGCAAGUAAGCCUUAGACGGGCAGUUCCAGUUUUGCAUUUAUGUUUACCUAAGACAUCUAUGUUGUGUUGACAACAUGUUAUUCCUACAUUACUGAAAGAAUGAGACUCCAGAAUUCAAAAGCUUGUCAUAUGGUGUAAUGAUUGUGUUUGGAGGCAGAUUUCCCCUAAUGAAAUUCAAUGCAUUUAUCUGAGUGAGAAAGAAAAAUGUGUAUUUUGUUUACUUAAAAGCACAUACAUGAAUUAAUUUAAAAGAAAUGUUUUUGGACCAAUACUUUUAGCUUACUGCAGUGGGAGAUCAUUUUUGAUAUGUUUGCAGUCAAGUCACAUGCAAAUGUUUGGUUAUUGGAAGAUUUGACCAGUAAUAGCAAAGGGACACUUAAAAUUGUUGUUAAAAUAAGAGGUUAAUAUAAUUUGUUAUAACUUGUGUGCAAAUGCCUUAGCAACUUCAGACAAGGCCAAAUGUGUGAUCAAAUGUAGCAAUCAAUCAAUGUUGCUGUCAAAGAUGCACUGCUCCUCCCUUAGCUUUACGGUAAAGGCAUGUCACUGUCUGGCUCAUUAUUCAAAUGCUUUGAGUGGUAUGAAGCUUGGACGAUAUAAACAGCAUCUUUUUAAACAAAAAUUCACUGAAUACUUUAUCAAAUUUCCCCCAUUUCACUUUUCACAAUGCAGCUAUUGUUUUGCAGUUGAAAUAAAGAGGGGAAAUGGAAAAUUCACUUUUUACAUAGCAGAUGGAACUCAGGACUCAGGCCUAUGAUUCACUCUCAAUGCUAAAAAUAUUCAGGUCAAUAACACCAAGACUAAUGCAAAAUAUUGUAGAUGCUGGAAAUCUGAAAUAAAACCAAAUUCUGAAAACACUCAAAAGCGUUAGAAUGAGAAAUAGAGUUAACGUUUCAGAUGAAUGCCUUUUUGUCAGAACUCUGCUAGCCAAACACAUUGAAGAACUUGAUGUCAAGCGGGGCUAGAUUUCCUUUUUAAACGCAUUCAUGGCACUCUGAUAUUUCAUUAAUAGCCAUAUAAAUUGGUGUUAAUGCAUUUUUUUGGAGAGUUUUGCAUUUGCUUAAUGCUUUUUAAGCUUGUAGCUAUCUGUAUAAUCAAACAGAAUGUCAUGCCUUUGACAAAACUGCUGGCACAGUUUACUGACGAAUUGUUAUGAGACACUGAUCUGAAUAUUUAUCUCAACUCAAAGGACAGAGGUGAUGUUUACUUAAUUAUCUACACUCUGAUGCCCGUGUUAAUUCCUCUACCACUAAUCAGCAACACGAGUGAAUCCAAAUUAGUGAUAUCCUCUAUCCUGUCAUACUUGAAGUAUUGCUGCCCACAAAACACCCAUAUUGUUUUGAUUUUAUCUUGUUUUUUUAAGUACCAUUAGUUCCAGUUUCUCUUUCACACUGCUCUGUGAUGUAGUUUCACCACACUGGCACACUGUCAUCUGAAGAGUGAGUUUUGCUAUUCAAAAUAUAUGGUUGCUUCAUGACACUAAAGUAGAAGCACUGAUGCCAAGAAUCCAAUAGAAGGAGUUCACCAGAGCUUGUAUGGUGUACAGGGUCAUUUUUUUCUUAAAUUCAGAAUUCUGACUCUGUUAUACUGUAGAAUCCUGGAUAAUUGUUGCUGUUUUCCCAACUCAAAUUAGGUUUACUUCUCCUAAUUUUACCUCAAUCUUUAUACUGUAAUGCUGUGACGUGUGUUUAGAGUACCUCAAGUACUGAUGAGUGGAGCUUGAAAUAUUUCUUUCAAAAUUUGGACAAAAGAUGAUAUAGGUGAUUUUCAUCUUAAGCAUCCAGCCAGUGGCUGAACGGAUUGCCCUGCAAAACGUCUAUCCAAUUGCGAGUGAAGAUGAAAAGAACCUUCCUACCUCUGUCCUUUCCAAAUAAGAGAAGCAAGUUAGUACCUGAAACUGUGCCAUUUAUUAACACAAAUGAACAACUUGAAUAGUUUUGUGAAUUUCGAGUUUAGAUUUCCCAAAUAGUGGACAUGAACUAACGUUACUCCUGCAUGCCUAAGCAGGCAUUUGAAUGAAUAGCACCUACAUUGCACUGAUAACCUGUCUGUAUGUUCCACUACUACUGAAUGAUUGAUUGUUUCUUUGAAAUUGCACAUUGCAUAAGACAUUUGGAAAAAAGUUUACUUUUAGUUUUUUUAACGUAAAGAUGGAUGCCUUCAUUUCAUAAGUAUUUUUAUUCAAAGAUGUACUGUGAAUGGAUAUGUGUUUGGAGUGCUAAUGAGAAUUGUGUGUAAAUUGGGCUCGAUUUUCGCUAAUUUCAAUGUUUUAAAAAUUAAAACUCCUGGUAUGUCAAUAAAACUAUUUUGUAUUC
Rhincodon typus (whale shark) is the source of this 3439-nucleotide messenger RNA. It is a transcript of the gene letmd1, whose product is annotated as LETM1 domain containing 1. The coding region runs from base 26 to 1135 and encodes 369 amino acids. The transcript has 10 exons. NCBI's taxonomy places the organism in Eukaryota, Metazoa, Chordata, Chondrichthyes, Orectolobiformes, Rhincodontidae. The record is from RefSeq and is a predicted model, not a curated record. Gene Ontology annotation, cellular component: mitochondrial inner membrane. Gene Ontology annotation, biological process: intracellular monoatomic cation homeostasis. Gene Ontology annotation, molecular function: ribosome binding.